Molecule: messenger RNA, 3160 nt
Organism: Anopheles darlingi
Lineage: Eukaryota; Metazoa; Arthropoda; Insecta; Diptera; Culicidae
Exons: 4
Coding region: 269-877 (202 amino acids)
Cellular component (GO): cytoplasmic vesicle
Source: RefSeq, a predicted model, not a curated record
CUAGCAUUUUCCGUUGAUUCUCCGACCCACCCGCAUUCGGCAUCGUGCGGGAAAACGGCUGCCCAACAAGGUGAAAAAAAUUGACGUCGCCAUUAUCGACGCUCGGCCGUUCGGCCGUGGAUUGCGAUUCCCCUGGUGCGUUUUUAUUUGGCCUUUCUCCGUGCGGUGCCGGUUUGGGGGACGGAUUAUCGCGUAAUAGGUCGUUGAUUGCAAAACGAGCAAAUCCUCACCUUUCACGAAUCGAAACGCAGGAUAUCUCGGCGCAAGGAUGGUUGCUUCGCGGUACGUCAUCAAGAGUGCAUUGCUUGCUGCGCUCGUUGCUACGCUGUGCAGUACGGUCGCCGUCGUGUCGGCCGUUCCCGCAGCCGGAGAAGCAGCCGCUCCACCAGCAUCAGCAGGUGGUUCUAUUCACGCCAACGACAAUCCGACAGCAGCGCCGGUCACUGAAUCUACUAUUGCGGAUAACACUACAACGCCUGCGACGACGACGACGACGACAACAACAGCAGCAACUACGACAACAACGGAAAGCACCAACACGACCACUACCACGCCGGUGACUCCCCCGACGACUACCUCUACGACUAUCGCUCCAAACACCACCACGACGACUGUGGCUCCACCGACUCCGGCUCCGUCGCCUAACACAACAACUCCAGCACCGAUCACCACGUCGACGGUGGCUCCAACUACGCCGGUACCGACCACACCGGCCCCAACGCCGGUGCCGCACUGCAAGCGCUUCGACGGUUACUCGUUCGUCGGGGGCAUGAUCCUAGCGUACGGCUCCCUCGCCAUUUCGCUCGUCCUCUAUAAGUUCUACAAAACGCACUUUCCAACGAACGCGGAGACCAGCGGUCCUUAUCGCACCCUGUAAGCUGCCUGGUGUGUGUAAACGAUGCCGGGUUCUCCGUCCCUCCAAAAAUCCGGUAUCUUUUCUCCCCCUUUCUUUCCGCCCAGUAAAGCAUACGCAUCUUAACGACACCGGAGAACACGUCACUCGGAGUCCUCGGUUGUCGGAUGCAUGAUCCUCCAUCCCGCGGUGUACUGCCGGGAUGGGUUGGUUUUUGCUUUUUGCGUUUUAAUCGAAAAAAAAUCGAAUUUCAUUUGUAAAAUCCUCCGCCUCUCCCAUCAAAAGUCAUGAUUAUUCGGCUAGGGAAGCAGUGCUCAGGAGGUAAUGAGAAGUUGAGGAAAAAACGAGGAUAGGAUUUUGAAGGAGAAGAGCACUAGCUGUAGUAGGUAUAUUAGUUCCGCGGUACUCCUAUGCGUAUCAUUCCGUUUCUCCCCAACUCGUCCCCACACUAUGUUGCCAUUUACCCAGUGCAGCAUUAACUAUUAUAUCCCUUCAAUAAUAAGAACGCGAACAUGAAGUACCAAAGUGCCAGACAACAUUAGAAAACCGAACAUACCCGGCGGAUCGCAGGCAAGACAGCAGCAGCAACAGACAGGCGACAGGCGUGAGAUAGUAGGGUGGUUGUUGCGGUUGCGUCAAUUCAGACGGCAUCUCCCUUCCGGAGUGCCAAUUUUUGUUUUUCAAAGUCUCUCCGCCGUGGGAUCAUUCACUUGCAGGCGCAUUUUCUGUUUUAAUUUGCAUUUUCUCUUUUAUUUUUUUGUGUCCUCUAUCCCAGCACGCGCAUGGACACGCAGAGGAAGCAGAAGGUGCGUUUUGGGUUCCGAUAUAUACAGAGAAUCCUUAACAUAUAUAAGUGAUACGUGGUGAUAGCGACAUAAUAUCAGACGGAAGAAGAGGGAACGCUAGAGCGCGGAGAUGUAAGAGGGCGAGAGAGAAAUCCCUUGUUUCUGUCCAAAAUUUUAUACCAAAACUAUCUUCUUACUGUACGUGAAAGCAUUAUACAUUACACCUAAUCGCUUAUACGCUACACUUACACUCUCUCGAACACUUACUCACACACACGCACACACAAACACACAGACCGUGAACUGCAACGUAUCCCCGGUUCGAUAGUUAUAUCCCUUCAAAACCCGACGCUAUCCUGUGUUGAGCAGCGACUAUGUGUGUUGGGCGAGAAUAGCGGAUAAAUAAAAGAAUUCAAAUACCAUCUCUCUUAUCUAUUAUAUAUGGACACACACGUACAGACACACACAGGCACACAUACACAUAAACAACACAGGGAUCGACCAGGAACGGUCGGAACUGGUGGUUGCUGUGUUGAAGUGCGUAUCCUUCAUUCACAAUCGACCCUAUCAUUACUCUGUUCUGGCCUUCGCACAUCUGGAGGGUGUGAAACCACUGCACGAAUGCACGUACAGAUAGGAGAGGAUACGGCGGGAGGUGCAAGAUAAUAGUGCUCUAAGCUAAGCUGUUAAUGUAAAAAGGCAAACCCCAGAUUGAUGAAUUCUUUAAAUUGAAAUGUGUAUUUGAAAAUAAAAAGGCUGAGUAUAACGAUAUAUAUCAUUACGAUGGAUGCGCCCACUCUCUCUCUCUCUCUGUCUAUCUCUAUAUCUCUAUCCUCCGCCAUGAGUAAGGGAACACCGCGGCAAACCAGUGCCGGUGGAUACGUCCUCUACCGAAAGUGCUCUUAAGAUGCUAUAGUGUCAUAGUUUGAGAAGAUCGAUUGCGAUUUCAUUUCAAAUAUCAAAUGCCUUCAUCUUAUGCACCGAGAUCAAUUUACGAGAUAACAGCGAUACCGUUCGAUUCGUGUAACUCUUUGAUAGACGUUAUCAACCGGGACAAUUCGGUGGUAGGCAUUUUCUGCUUCCCAGAACAACAGGGAGGUUUUUGGUUCGGCUAAACCGUAGAUCGGGUGCAUAGGAUGACCAGCAUAGCAUAAAAACGCGAUCGGAACCAGAUAAUAACGUUCAGAAUGAGUUAUUCGACUUUGUAAGAAAAAAAAAUGAAUCUCAUACCUUUAUUGUUGAACUUAUUCUGGAAAUUGUGCAAAAGGCUUAAACAAACACGUGUCUAAAGUCAACCUGCGAAUGGCAACCCAAAAACGACCUAUUUAAGAUUCGCAGAAAUUACCGCGCUGUCUAUAGCAUAUCCAGUGUCAUCUAUGUAACUGAACAAUCCUUGGGUUGGGUGUCGGUGUGUUCUGUAUCUGCCGAGUAACUGUAAUUUUUAUGAUUUAUGCAGUUUGUCAUUGUACCAAAAAACUAUACUUACAUUCAGAAAUACAUACUACAAUCCGUCGCAAAGUUA